AUGAUUAUCUUUUACAAUGCUCGAAUACUCGGUUUUCUUUUAACUCUAGGCGAAAAUAAAACAAUAAUUGCAGCAUCGAAUCCUAGUGUAACAGUAACAAGCGGUCAAAAGGCCAUAUUAUCAUGUAUAUUUAAUCGUAUCGAUGAAGAUUUAUCAUCAUAUCAAUUAAUAUGGAUUCGGCACAGUCGUGCAGCUUAUGAGGCUGAUUUAAUUUUAGCACAUAAUCAAGAUUUACUUAUAGUUGAUGAUCGUUUAAAUGUUCAACGUACUCAAAAUGAUUAUAAAUUAACGCUAACGGAUGUAACAGGGGACGACGAAGGAACCUAUGCAUGCGAAGUAAACACGCCAACACCACAAAAAUCAUUCAUUCAUUUAUAUGUUCAAGGUGAGAAUGUGCUUUGUUUUUUGAAUGAAGAGAAAAAAACAGAAUGA
Rotaria socialis is the source of this 432-nucleotide messenger RNA. Lineage: Eukaryota; Metazoa; Rotifera; Eurotatoria; Philodinida; Philodinidae. The record is from the annotation of a GenBank genome assembly.